AAGGCGGCGUGCUGUUUGGCAUGUUAUUUCUAACCUUAAAGUAAUUUUUGUUUACCUUUGAAUAUACAUGAAAUUAAUUUUUUGUUGCAGUUAGAUAAUUUAAUUUCAUUUAACAAUGGGAAAGCGUAAGGGGAAAUGUGUGAAAAGAAAUACUGCUACUAAAGAGGCUCUAGAACCUGACCAUUUAGUAAAGGCGCCACAUUCAUUCGUUAUACAUAGAGGAAAAUGUUCGAAAGAUCUUAUGGAAUUAACUAAAGACUUUAGGAAAAUAAUGGAACCGUUUACCGCGUCACAGCUAAAGGAAAGAAAGAAGAAUACAAUCAAAGACUUCCUGUCUGUGUCAGGCUACCUGCAUGUGUCUCACAUGAUGGUGUUCACAGAAACGGAGCUGGGCUCGUACAUGCGGCUCGCUCGGCUGCCUCGAGGACCUACACUCACAUUUAGAUUGCAUAAUUACAGUUUGGCCCGAGAUGUUGUCUCAUCUUUACGGAAGCAAUAUGUGAUGUCAAGAGCAUUUAAAAGUGCACCUCUCAUUGUCUUAAACAGUUUCUCCGGAGAAGGCAACCAUAUGAAACUCAUGGCUACCAUGUUUCAGAACAUGUUUCCUACAAUUAACAUAACAACAGUGAAACUUAAAAACAUCAGACGUUGUGUUCUCAUGAACUACAAUCCGACUACAAAACUAAUUGACAUGCGACAUUACGUCAUCCGUGCGAUACCUGUAGGUCUCAAUAAAGGGACUAAAAAGAUGGUUCAAGGUAAAAUACCCAAUUUGAACAGAUGCAAGGAUAUGUCGGAAUUCUUUGACAAAGCGGCAUUGAUGUCGGAGAGUGAGUUUGAAGAUGAUGCGAACGCGCAAGUGACGCUGCCUCAGAGUCUGGCCUCGCGCGGUGCCGCUGCAGACUCCAAGUCCGCCAUACGACUGGUGGAACUAGGCCCCAGGAUAACUAUGCAGUUGAUUAAGGUAGAAGAUGGUCUAAUGGAUGGAGAAGUUCUUUACCACGAACUUAUAGAGAAGACGGAAGAAGAGAAAGCUUUUAUAAAGAAGAAGAGAGAAGAAAAAAGACGUCUGAAGGAGAAACGUAAAGCGCAGCAAGACGAGAAUGUGAAACGUAAACAGCACGAAAAAGAAGAACUAAAGCAGAAAGCGCUAGAGGGUAUCAAGAAGAAGAAAGAACUUACUGAAAACCAGAGAUUAAUGGAGUUAGCGGCUGCGGAGACUGCGACUGGUGGUGAGGUGGAGGAGGACGACGCGGACUACUACAGGCAGGAAGUCGGCGCUGAGCCUGAACAAGAUCUCUUCAGUCAAAAUCAAUCAAGGAAACGACAAAGCGACGAACCGGCGAGAGGUUUUAAAAAAAUGAGAUUAGAUAAGAAAUUAAAAAAGAAAUAUCAAAAGAACGAUGACAGCGCCCAGAAAUCACAGCACUAUGGUAAAAGAAGAUUCGAGAAUAACGAAGAAGGCAAAGGAAAUUUCAAGAGAAAUAGAGAUGGGAAAAGAUUCAACAAAAACGAAGACUCGAAUAGACAAAGACAAGGGAAACAGAAAGUAUUUGGUGGAAAAAUUAAUAAAUUCAAUAAAGGGAAAGGUCGGGAAAAGAAAAUGUCAAAAGGUAAAGGAAAGAAUAGGAAAUGA
Molecule: messenger RNA, 1636 nt
Organism: Papilio machaon (common yellow swallowtail)
Lineage: Eukaryota; Metazoa; Arthropoda; Insecta; Lepidoptera; Papilionidae
Gene: ppan
Product: protein Peter pan
Exons: 10
Coding region: 116-1636 (506 amino acids)
Biological process (GO): ribosomal large subunit assembly; rRNA processing
Cellular component (GO): preribosome, large subunit precursor
Molecular function (GO): rRNA binding
Source: RefSeq, a predicted model, not a curated record